This is a messenger RNA of Bufo gargarizans (Asiatic toad), 2764 nucleotides long. Its product is annotated as gastrula zinc finger protein XlCGF26.1-like. NCBI's taxonomy places the organism in Eukaryota, Metazoa, Chordata, Amphibia, Anura, Bufonidae. Gene Ontology annotation, molecular function: DNA-binding transcription factor activity, RNA polymerase II-specific; RNA polymerase II cis-regulatory region sequence-specific DNA binding. Gene Ontology annotation, biological process: regulation of transcription by RNA polymerase II. Bases 569 to 2329 code for a protein of 586 amino acids. The record is from RefSeq and is a predicted model, not a curated record. The transcript has 4 exons.
AGGAGGACGCCUUGUUUUAUCCAGUACUAUUCUAGGUUUAUACUGGUGUACUGAGCUGGAGAUGGCGGGAUUACAGCCGACCACAGACGUUUCAUGUUCUCUGCUUCUCCCUACAAGUCUCUGGCUAUGGAGACCACUGGUGGGAAUAAGGAACCAAUAGGUUUAUGUCCCUGAGAGGAACGAGUCCGGACGCGUCUGGUAGAAGCCGAUCUCCUCCACAGAAACCACCUGCAGCAUGUCCGGCCGUGCUGAGGAUGCAUGUGUACAAGGUUAUUGGCUGUGAGCCGCCAUCUAAUAUCUAGGUCCAGCCUCUGGGAGACCUGCAGCCAUUAGGCUCAGACGACGACUGUUGUGGGGUCAUUUGUGGUUGUCAUGAUAAUAAAGGGGUUAUUACAUAACAAGUAUCACAGUGCAGUGAAUGGGGCAUUUCUGAUGAAGGUUUAUUACUAUGUACCUGCAGUAAUAAUAUUGGUUGUAUUUUUAUGUACAGUACAUUUCCCUUCUGGUAGCGCCCCCUGCUGUUUCUUCUGUGACUAGGUUUCUGGUCCACCUUCUCCUGCAUUCAGGGAUGGACACAUGCUCAGUAUCUUCUCUGCUCCCCUCCUCCUGUCGGUGCCGGUGCAGUCAUCUCGUGGAGAAGCAGUGCAGCCUCCUUUCAUUCAUCCCUACUUGUAUAUUCAUGGAGGAUGAAGAUCUGGGCAAUAUUAAUGCCUCAGAGACAGAUGUGAGGGGUGAUGACCAGUGUAAAGAGAACAUUCCUACAGAGACGGAUGUGAGGGGUGAUGACCAGUGUAAGGAGGACAUUCCUACAGAUAAGAGUCCAGAUGACUGUACUGGGAGCUUGGAGAAACAUCUCAUAUCUACAUAUUAUAAUGCAGAUGAUCCAGGUGUCCUAUCAGAUACAUAUGAAGAGCGUGCCAUUAUCCCAGAUGUACCCUCAGACCUUCACAGCAAAAAUCUAUCAUCUCAUCCUUUAAAACAGGUCCGAUCUUCUAAUUCAUCACAUACUCUUACUCAGAAUGAAACUCACAGAAGAGGUUCUGGAACCCAAAGAGCUCAGAAAAAGCCGUAUUCAUGCUCACAAUGUGGGAAGUGUUUUACUUGGAAAUCAGGCCUUCUUCAACAUCAAAGACAUCACACAGGGGAGAAGCUUUAUUCAUGUUCAGACUGUGGGAAAUGUUUUACUAACAAAUCACAUCUUGAAAACCAUCAGAGAAUUCACACAGGAGAUAAGCCGUUUUCAUGUUCAGAAUGUGGAAAAUGUUUUGCUAAAAAAACUAAUCUUGAAAACCAUCAGAGAAUUCACACAGGAGAUAAGCCGUUUUCAUGUUCAGAAUGUGCAAAAUGUUUUACUAGAAAGUCAGUUCUUCUUCUACAUCAAAGAAGUCACACAGGAGAGAAGCCGUAUUCAUGUUCAGAAUGUAGGAAAUGUUUUACUGAGAAAUCAAGUCUUGAGAGACAUCAGCGAAUUCACACAGGGGAGAAGAGAUAUUCAUGUUCAGAAUGUGGGAAAUAUUUUACUCACAAAUCAAAUCUUGAGAGACAUCAAAGAAUUCACACAGGGGACAAGCCGUAUUUAUGUUUUGAAUGUGGGAAAUGUUUUUGCCUGAAAUCAGAACUUCUUGUGCAUCGGAGAUUUCACACAGGAGAGAAGCCAUUUUUAUGUGCAGAAUGUGGUAAAUCUUUUACUCAGCAAUCCGCUGUUGUUAAACAUCAGAUAAUUCACACAGGAGAGAAGCCGUAUUCAUGCUCAGAAUGUGGCAAAUGUUUCACUCAGAAAUCAUCACUUGAGAGCCAUCAGAGAAUUCACACAGGGGAGCUGUAUUUAUGUUCAGUAUGUGGGAAAUGUUUUACUCAGAAAUCAUCUCUUGAGACCCAUCAGAGAAUUCACACAGGGGCGCUGUAUUCAUGUUCAGAAUGUGGAAAAUGUUUUACUCAGCAAUCAGCUGUUGUUAAACAUCAGAGAAUUCACACAGGGGAGACUCCAUAUUCAUGUUCAGAAUGUGGUAAAUGUUUUGCUCAGAAAUCAUCUCUUGAGAGCCAUCAGAGAAGUCACACGGGAGAGAAGCCAUAUUCAUGUUUAGAAUGUGGCAAAUGUUUUACUCAGAAAUCAUCUCUUGAGAGUCAUCAGAGAAUUCACACAGGGGAGAAACCAUAUUCGUGUUCAGAAUGUGGUAAAUGUUUUACUCAGAAAUCAUCUCUUAAGAGCCAUCAGAGAAGUCACACAGGAGAGAAGCUGUAUUCAUGUUCUGAAUGUGGCAAAUGUUUUACUCGGAAAUCAUCUCUUGUUCAACAUCAGAGAAUUCACACAGGGAACAAACAAUUCUAAAUCUGUCCUGUAAAAUAUGCCAUGAAUUUCCAUAUAUUUAGUUUUUUUACUAUUAUUUAUAGCGAGAAGACAGCUUUCUUAUAAAAAUAUUGCAGAAACUGUAUAUUGAAGCAAAAAUUUAAGGAAAAUAUCAGUAUAUUCAGAAGUGUAAUUACAGCUGUUAUAAUUCUUCUAGAUCUUAAAGGGGUUGUGCAAGAAUGAGGGGGUUUGGUAAACUCCCCCACUUUACUGGAUCUGUAAAGGGAAGAUUACUUACCUGCUUCCUGGCGCUGGCUCUCCUCCGCUCCUUCUCUUCCAAGCCUGCAAUGUUCAUCUGGUUUGACAUUGCCACAGCCGACACUGGGCGCGGCGGAGACUGGAUACCCUUGUGUCAUGUAACUAUUUGCAAUGACGUAAGGGAAAAUUAUAUAAUAUACAUAUUGGAAUAUAUUUAAU